GGAAAUUGAGACCACUUUAUGAUGAACAUUUAAUAAAUACGUUUUCCCAAACAGAAAAUAUGUAAUCAACAUAAUCUAAAAAAAUAAGAAGAGGAUAACAUUUGAUAAACUAUUUAUCAGUACAAGAUUUUAAAACAAAUUUGGAAAAUUUCAAGUGAAAAUAAUGAAAAUCAUGAAGAUUAUGAAAUGCGUAUAAUAAUAAUUUUGCAUUCUUUGUUAGUGAUUUGCUUAUAUGGAAAGUUAAAUACGAUUGAAUUCAUCUACACUUUUUGACAUUAAAAAGCGAAAUGGAUGAACACGAAGAAUUACAGCAGAAUAAUAUGAUAUCAAAUCUGCCAUUGCUGUUCGCCAACGGUUACCCGACGUCCUUAGAAAAAAUAACGGAGUCACAGCUGGAGACUUUUAUACCUUUCAUGGUACAAUGUUCUUUGGGCCAUAUUAACUUGCAGGGUAAAAUAGAUUGCAGUGAACCAGAAUGGUGGCCCGAAGACUUAUCAUUCUCCAUUCCUCUAAUAAAACCAAAAAAAUUCAAAGGGAGUUGGAUCGCGAAGCUUAAGGACGUCGUAUUAAUUUGCUACCAAUUUCAUAAAAGUGUUUUCCUCCUGAGGUUUUGUAACGAUUUAUCAUUGUAUGAACACGCGAGUUUAAGAUUUAUCAACAACUACAAUUCCACCACAUCUCUUUUUGACAGAAGAAGUAACAAACUGCUCGUUACAUUCAGAAAUGAAAAUAUGUCGUAUGAUCAACCACAAAGGCUACGUAAGUGUCUUCUGCAACAAAAAUCUAAAAAUGGUCCGCACACAAAUAGUGGUCUGCAACAACAAAUAAUGGUUGAACCGGCGCCCUUCGAUAUAUACCUAUGCGAUAAUUGCGAUGCCGAAUUAUAUUCUACAGAAGCAAUACUGGAACAUGAAAAAACUUGUAGCGUUGAAGACGAGGUAAUAUUAUGUGACACGCCAGAACCUGCCGAUAUUGAUAACACUAAAUCUGGUCAACAUAAUGUUGCUGAAAAUAACGAACUUCGCAUAGGAUUUUUAAUGAACUUUAAUUUGAAAUACAAGUCUGACGUGGGAUCAGCAAAAAAGAAUGAGGCCUUAAAGCCAUUAUCGCACUGCAGUCAAGAAGACAACAAAUUAAUAAUUGCUGAAAAAAAUAGACGUAUAUCACGACGAAAUCGUACAGUGCAUUCAAUGUCGCGCUGCUCAACCAUACCCUUAUCAUCUCCAGCGGGACAACUACUUUUACGUACUACAAAAAGUAUGGUAACAUGUCAGUAUCUUAGCGAACGCUUGGAACGCGUUGAAAGGUUUUGCCAUGCACCAAUAUUAUCGAAAACGAAUUCCCGGCCAAAAUACUUGGAGAAAAAGUUUGCUCUGGGUACACCACACUGCAGUUUUAAGAAACCCGCUGAAUACAGUAAUCACCUCUACGUAUUUCCUCGGCGACAGUUCUCACAGAAACGCCGAAGCGAAAACUUCCGUUUAUUAAAUUCAACGCUAUUGAGGAGAUGUCGCCCAAUAUCUGUAAGGUUGAAAAAAAUUGGUGAUUCCAAACUGAAAAUGAAACACAAUUCUUCUAAUUGCAAACUUAAUAUAAAAUUAACUCGGGAUAAUCCGCGUAGUUCUCAUUGGAAGAUAUCGUCUUCUCCCUCUACAGAAAUAAUUGUAGACACGAUAGACUUGUGUACGUCUGAUGAAGAAGAGAAUAUCAGCAAGCGACCGAUGUCUCCAUCGCCCACCUUGAGUGAUUACAACAACUUAGACGUAAACGCCGCGUCGCCAGCACAGAUAAAAAGUGAAUUUGCUCCUAAUGUCACAUUGCUGCCGAUACCACAUUCUUCGAUAAACAAAGCACAUCCUUCGCAAAAAAGCCAUAUAAUUCACAAAAAUGACAAUACUUCAUUUAAAGAAUGUGUCACUGCAGAACCAAAAGCGGUUAAACCCUUACGCCCUUCCGUUUACAUAUUACAUAAUUACGUACCUAAUCCAUUAGCUGCUGCAAUACUCAAUGCAACUUCAUCGAAAGAAACUCAAAGUAGCUUUCAAAAGCAAUCUAGUUCUAAACGGCCUAAUAGCACUUCAAACACAAUUAUAUCUACAAAUUCUGUGUGGUUUAGUUCUGCUGGCAACAAUUCUCACGAUGAGGUGAACUGCGAAAUAGUCGAACCGGCAUCUACGCUUUUGCUAGAUACUGAAAGAAUAUCACAUAAUUUGCCUACAGUGCUUCCCACACAUAUAAUAUCAAUUGAUCUGACAUCCUAAAAUGCAAACAGCAAGAUGCCAAAAACUAUUUUCUACAAUUUAAUGCUGCAACACAUGGAAUUAUUUUUUCGUGUUACACUUACCCUUUAUUUUAUUGACAUGUUCUACGCCUUAAAAGCUAGCAUUCCGUUGGUUCUAAUGAACGAAUCGUACAAAAGGGAAUUUUAUUAAUCUAGGUAAUUCUAGAAAUCUAUAAAUCUGUGUUGAUAUGAAAAAGGAUUCUAAAAUAUGGGAAAAAUGGGAAAUUUAAAAAAAAAAACUUUCUUUAAACUCUUCAUAGCAGCUGUUUAUAUAAAGUCGAAUGACAGGAAGCAGUUUAAAAGAUCGACCAUAAAAUUAUAGAUUUGAAUCACUUUCGUAGAGUGAUCCAAUUCUCUUUGUUUUUGGCCAUGCAGAUAUAAAAUACCAUGUGCGACUUUUCGUCUGUUUGAGCUAAAUUCAAAUUAAUAUAUUCAUUUUCUUUGACUUUGGAAAGUUAACAAUCUCUACUCCUGGGAAUAAUUUAAAUGUUGAAGGCAGGAUUUAAACUUACGCAAUCUUCACAAAGAGUAGUUAAAAUUAAAUGAUGUGUGCUUAGCACUUAGUAUGCGCCCAUCAGUGAAGCUUGUUUUCCGUUUCCACGACGUACGAAUGUUGUUGUUGGUUGGACGUCCGUGUCGAUCUGUCGGUUGGCCGUUGUUGGAAGUUGAAGAGAUGAAAAUAAUCGGACGUAAUCCCCGUGAAUAAAAAAGAACCAAAACAUGUAUUACAGCAUAAAUAUUACCAAGUGUGUGCAUACGUUUAUGCUGACCAAGUAAUACUUAAGUGAAAAAGUGGACCUUAAAGCCAUCGACCUAAUAAUUUGCAGUCUAAAACGUAAGCGAAAGAGCCUACAUCCCGAUUAACGUAACUUUUGCUCUUAUUACAUUAUAAUCUCACUUAACAAAUAAUUUUCAAAUUGCAAUUGGUUUAAAAAAACAAAAAAACGGGUAUUAAAAGAUCCGUCACGUGGUGAACCUAAGUUUAUUUUAAACUUUGGAAAAGAAUAAAACUAAGAAAUCCACGCAGGAGCCAUUAAAAACUUACUGGCAAAUUAUUCAUUCUCAGUAGAUGUGACAUUCUGAGUAUUCAUGACAUUUACCCUUCUAGUUUCAAAGCUAGCCAGUAGACAUAAAAAAAUUGUUAGUUCGAUAUUUUUCCAUUGCUUUCACGAAUGGGAUAUACGUCGCAUAUAUUCGUACAAGCGCUUUUAUAUAAUAUAUAAUCUUAUAUAUAUAUAAAUGUAUAAAAAAGGAGCAUUUAUAUCCCCUUGAACGUCUCCUGACUAGUUUUAUUCGCGUCGGAUAUACCCUGUCUUGCGAUUCGUACCGGUUAUGGAAGUUUUUAAAUCGCACUGAAUGAGACAUUUUCCCAAUAACAAUAAAAAUUCGGUUACACAUACUAUUUUCGGGCUUUAUUAAUGAAACUUGCUCCAAUAAAUCUACUUUCUUUAAAUUACUUAUAAUCAAUUCUGAGUUUUUGUUGCUUUAUAUCUUAUUAGUUAAUUUUUUCAUUCAUUCAGUCAUUGGUAUUUAUAUGCGAUUUAAAUCCAGCAGUGAGGCAGAUUUUUUUGGAUUCCGAAAAAGGGAGAAAAGAUGUAAUGUAUAAAAUGGUGAAGUGCACUCUCUGUUAUAUAAGACCUUGAGCAUUAUCCGCGUUAGAAAAAAAUUCAAAAGUUAUUUAUAUUUAUGAAAUGUAAAAUCUUUUUUUAGUGUUUUAAUUAUAAAUUUAUGUUUGUAACUUGAAUUUUAUAAAUAUAUGAAUACAACUUUGAUACACUCGAUCAUCGUUGAGAGCAUAUGCUUUCUUUCCUCAAGUGUUUAAUAAAGUUAAAGUGAAAUCAAAAGCAAAUAUUUUUUAACGACAAAUUACCACUAAAGCAAAGUCUGACAUUGCUCAACAUACUAUUAUAUUUCGUAAUAUAUGAAGUAUCUUCUUCGUUCUGAUUUUGCUAACAUUCUUUAGAUUACGUUCGUACCAAUAGAUUGCUAAUUUACAAUACCGUGGACGUUUGCAAAGUUGGAACAAUAUGAAUAAAAUCGUUUGAGCGAGUUGUAGACACGCGCUUUCAACAUCAAUUCUUCUCGACCACUCAUUUCUUCUGUUCAACUUCUCUUUUUCUCCCGGCUGGAGCAAAUUCUUUACCGUAAACUUUUCGAAGCAGUUCACGCCUAUCCCAUUUCAUUCUGAUGUUUUUAUUAAUUAUCUUGUCUGCUAGAUAUUCCAUUAAAUUAAUGUUCAUUCCUAACUGAUUUUCAGGAAAUUUAUGUUAGUAAUGAAGCAUCGAAAAGUUUUAUUUACUUUUACAACUUUCGCAGUGUUUUUGGGAAAUAUCCGUCCAACGGAAUUAAAA
Glossina fuscipes is the source of this 4632-nucleotide messenger RNA. RefSeq lists its product as uncharacterized. Gene Ontology annotation, biological process: regulation of transcription by RNA polymerase II. The transcript has 5 exons. Gene Ontology annotation, molecular function: DNA-binding transcription factor activity, RNA polymerase II-specific; RNA polymerase II cis-regulatory region sequence-specific DNA binding. Gene Ontology annotation, cellular component: nucleus. Bases 288 to 2261 code for a protein of 657 amino acids. NCBI's taxonomy places the organism in Eukaryota, Metazoa, Arthropoda, Insecta, Diptera, Glossinidae. The record is from RefSeq and is a predicted model, not a curated record.